CUUGAGCGCUGUAGUACUGCAGCAGAACUCAUGCAUAUGUGUGACAAAACUGCCGAACAUCAUGGCUUCCGCUUGACAGUUUCCUUACAAAUUUCUCGUAUAGAGGUUUACAAUUUAGAUUUGCUGUAUAUUUUCUAUCCUAAAAAAUGUUGAGGCCCGAAAUACUGACACUUGGAUUAAUUGUUAUAAGUGCUGUACUAGUGACAAAUGCAUACGGAUACCGUUGUCCCGGACCAGAAUGGACACCCCGCCGAAACAGCACUUUCUGUUACUUAUUUGUGCAUCGAAGCGAAAACGGCCGGGAAAGGCGAACUUUUAGCGAAGCACAGUCAGACUGCAUGGUCCAAGGUGGACAGCUGGUCGAUGUCCAAAAUGCUCCCGAGCGGGAAUUUCUGGAAUUGAAUAUGCGGUCCCGAGACUUUUAUGAUCACCGUUACUGGAUUGGUCUAUCGUUCGAGACCGGUGUGUGGAAAUGGACCGGUGUAGACCGCGUGUUCUCACUGGGAGAUCUUGGAGAUUUUAAUCCGGCACUGGAUUUCUCGUUCCAAACUUCUAUGGAAUCUAGCAAACUUAAAGCACGGGUGUACAUGGAAGCCGACUCGUCUCAAGCUAAAUGGGUUCCCAAAGUGGCUAUGACCUUUCCGGAUGCUCAAAGUGAUAUGAAUUACAUCUGCAAAGCCAAAUAUUCUAGUCGACCACUGUGCAAAACAGAAGAUGGAUGGGCGUACUUCAAUGGCCGCUGCUUGAAAAUGUAUACAACGUCCGAUACAUCAGCCAUGUUGACCACGUGGAACGAAGCGGCAAGAAUAUGCCUUGCUGAAGGAUCUCAUAUUGCCGUGCCGAGUGAUCCCAGCGAAACAGAUUACCUAACGAAUCUUUUGGUGAAAUUCAAUGUCAAAGAGAUGUGGAUUGGUUUAACGGUCACCAAACCACAAACCGGGUUUAAUGCUCAGCUGGUUGCGUGGGAAGACGACACUUCGGUUAUAAGGCCGGGAGAUACUGAUCCGUGGAUUGCUAUCGGAAGUUCCAAUAUUACCGUUAUAUUGAAUAAUUUGCCUGCAGGAAGACAACACUGUGCAACACAGGAUAUAAAAACAGAAGAGUUUAUUGCCGGUAGUUACCAAAUUGUGCCGAAAUGGCGCAUCGGCACGGAAGUGGACGAAUGCGACAGAGCGCAAAAAGCCUUUGCGUGUGAAACCGAUAUGGAGAUUUGCCCAUACGGUUGGAAUCAUUACGGCAAUCACUGUUACCAAAUCCACGGAUCUGAUAGCGAUAAGAAGACGUGGAACGACGCAUCGACGGAGUGUCAAAAUCAAGGCGGCCAUUUAGUUGUCGUACAAAACCCCUCCGUUCAGCAGUUCUUGGAAGCACGAAUAUCGGCUCUGGGACUGGAAUGGGAAACUGCACCGGGAGUUUGGAGCAAACAAUUCUGGAUUGGUCUCAGCAGUUUUGGAUCGGGAUCGUAUUCUUGGUUGACCACUCCCGACGAUUUAAGCAGUGGAGGAUAUUUCAACUGGGGAUUUGCACAACCUCUGCCAGCGGUGCAAGGGAAACAGUUCUGUGCUCGAAUGGGCGCGGUAGCUUCAGGUGCGACAAGUGUCAUACCCUUACCAUGGGAGACGACUCACUGUGGUAGUCCGUCCAACUUCAUUUGUCAAGCUGGUCCACAGGAUGCAGUGCAAGCUGAUGCUGUACAUGAGCCUUUAAAGUGUGAUCCUCCAUUUGUUCUGUAUCACGAUCGAUGCUACUGGUUUUCAUCUGAUCUCGUCACCUGGGAUGCAGCGCGUGCAGCAUGCUACCAAAUAAAUUCUCUCCUGGUUCAAAUUGACAGUAUGGCGGAGAACAACUACAUUAAAGAUCAGCUCUCUACGGAUACCUGGAUUGGAUUUCGCGUGAUUAGACCAAAUAUGAACUCUGAUUUAGACAGCUUCCUACAGUAUGCCGACGGAAGAAAUGUGAGCGAGGCGGACUACAAGAAUCUUGGACAAGUAACAAUAGACGAUAAUGCCUACUGCUUUAUAAUGGAUAUAUCGACGUACGAUUAUUAUCGAGGAAAAUGGUUUUCUCGUCCGUGCAGUGAUAAGAAACCAUUCAUAUGCACUCAUCGGGGAGAACCAGCUCCUCCAAAACCCGAACCAACCUUCUUUUACCCUGAGUGUGGAGAGAAUUGGGUUUUAAUCGGCAGUAACUGCUAUAAACUUAACUUGGAAACGCUGAAUUUUGGUUUGGCUUUACAAGUGUGCCACAGUGAAGGUCCAGAUAGUCAACUACUAUACCUCACUUCGCCGGAAGAAGAACGGGAUGUCGUUGAAAUGCUGAAUGGGCGGCGAAAUUUGACAUCAUCACUGAUGACAACCGAUGCUUCGUACUGGACUGCCUUGCAGAUUGAAAAGCCCGACCAGUGGUACUGGAAAGGUCGUAGUGGACAAAUUUGGGAACUACCGGUUGCUUACACCAAUUUCGCGUCAAACGCAAAAUUUGACUCUGCCUCAACGAGAAAUCCGGCCUGUGUCACCUUGAAAGCAAGCGGAGGGGGUUGGUUGCCAGAAUCUUGCAAUAAUCAACUACGAUUUUCCGUAUGCAAAAAACCAGCCAACAUUACGCAGACAAUUACUUCGACUACCACAGCACUGCCAUUUGAUUUUACGUACGGCUGUCCAAAAGGUUGGCAUCAUCAAGGUACGAGCUGUUUUCGACGCAAUGUGACGGCGGUGUCCUGGACGGUUGCAAGUGAGACUUGUCGGAAAGAGCAAGCCCAUCUCGCCGCCAUCGCAUCCCAAACACAGCUGCAGCAAAUGAAAGAAAUGCUGCGAGAUGCAUGGAUUGGUCUGAACAGCAGAGCGCAGCCAGUUGACCCUCGUAUCUACCGCAACGACGACGGUAGUCCGGUGCUGUACACUCCCUGGAAUGACCAGAUCGCCAGACCGGGUAAACCCAAUCCGACGGAUGUCGACUGCGUGGCUGUAACAGGAACAACGAUUGACUCCUACUCCUGCGGUACACAACGUCCAUUUGUCUGUAUGCUACCGGAAGUGAAAACGGAGCUCCUCCCACCGGAAUGUAUCACUCCACCCCACGAUACCGGUUGUCGCCGCUGGGGUUACGGGUACAAAGAAUCCUGUCUGUACAUGGGCAACGACGCCAGCAAUCCCAGCGGACAGCGGGAGCCGUUGACCUUUGAGGACGCGCGGGCUAUGUGCCGCAAACAUUUUGAUGCCGAUCUGGUGAUCAUUAACAAUGCAGAUAAGCAGGAAUUUAUUGCACACUUAAUUGGACAGUGGAGUUCGGAUUACUGGAUUGGACUGAAAGAAGAAGAGAUGCCGUGGGAUGCCUUCAAGAAAUGGGUGACCGGGGAGAAUGUGGCGUACACCAACUGGGCGCACAGUGAGCCGCAUGUCUCUCAAGGAAACCGAGGAUGUGUGGCGCUGGUGGCGGCCAGAGGGGAUCUGCACAAUCCCGGGGAGUGGUAUGUGAACCCCUGUUCGUCGUACAAGUUUGCACUUUGUGAAGGGAGACGCGAAGGCUGGACACCGCCCACUCCGGCUCCGACGGCAUUCGUCAGUGGAUGCCCAAAAGAUUGGAGGACACCCGAUACAGUAUCAAGGAGUUGCUACAAAUUGUUUGAUCCUUCGGCCGCGGCAACUGCUAGCGGUCCAGCUUUAAGGAAGCUCACAUGGCAGGAAGCGGAAGAUUUCUGCAUCGGUUAUCGAGGUCAUCUGGCAUCCAUUGACUCUCUCAACGAACAGAAUGUUAUCAGCUUUAUGCUGCCAUAUACCUCUUGGCAGGCGAACCAGCAAAGGGAAAACUUUUGGAUUGGGUUGAAAGAGAAAGAUCAGUCCUGGGCGUGGUCCGACGGAAGCGUCUACGGCACGAACACUUUCUUCAAUUCCAUGUUGGAUCACAGCACAACAGAUGUUGUCGAUUGUGUGGCAAUGGAAGCGUACACUGGAUCAUGGAUUAAGCAGAACUGCCAACUAUCAUGGGGAUGGGUUUGUGAAGUCCCGAAGGGAUUUUACACAGAAGGAGAAGAAUUACCAACCUUGCCGCCAACUAUCGAAACCAAUCAAACGUGUGGACCAUAUUCGGCCAGAGGAGAUUGGUUCUACCAUGCACAAUCUGAUACUUGCUUUUUUGUCUCCCGUUUCCAAGAAUCGUGGAUGAGCGCUCAGAGCUUCUGUAACGGCAUUGAAUCAAACCUCGCCAGCAUCGAUGCUGGACAACACGAUUUCCUGGCCAUGGUCAUAUCGAAGCAAACGACAACUAACACACAGUUUUGGAUUGGCUUACGUUUACGCGAUGUUGCCACCAAUCAGCACGCGUGGGUGGAUGGGUCCAAUUCGCAUUUCCGCGCCUGGGCCGCUGAUGAGCCACAUCCUUUCGGAGUGGAAGCCUGCGUCUCAAUGGACAAUCGCAUUGGAAAAUGGAGAGACGAAGUAUGCGGUGUGGCUUUCGAGUUUAUCUGCCGGAGGAGUCCGAACCCAAUAUCGAUAGCGACGGCGACACCCCCACCGUCAUCGGCUUGGAAUACCUGGGGCUGUCCUACACAAUGCCCAGGAUGUUUAUCAUUCAGGGAUAGUUGUUAUUUCUUCUCUUCACCACUUUCUCAAGCGGACUGGAAUAAUGCGCACGCUAGUUGCGGAUAUCUGUACAUGAACGAAGAGGACCAUACUAAAAGUUCGCAACUUUUAUCUAUUCAUGACGCUUUGGAGCAGUCAUUCGUAGUAGCUCAGAUGGGAAGAGACCGGGUGAAUAGAUGGAUGGGUCUUUUCGAGGACAGACAAAAGAAAGGAUGGUUUUACAGUGAUGACACACCGUUUGAUUAUACAAACUGGGAUUUCAGUGAGCCCGUACCGUAUCCACAGGAGUCUCUCUGCGUAUACAUUCUGGGAGAAGCGGGACGAGCCGGAACAUGGAAUGACCACUUUUGUCGCGACAGAUAUCCGUACAUCUGCAAAAUGAAAAAAGACGCUAAAUUCAGCCCACCAACUGCGCCACCAACUACAAAGUGUCCUACUGGAUUCAGCGGUGUAGGAGACGCUUGUUUCAAAGUUAUAGAAUUAUCUGGACUGCAUGAUUGGGACAGCGCAGUAGCCACGUGCCGUAGUCAAACCACUGGAUCGCGUAUUGCCAGUAUAACGAAUGUUUACGAGAACGCCCAGAUUCACGUACUGCUGGCGGAAAGGCUUGGGUUCAAAAACGAUUCCUAUGCUAAAGCAUGGAUUGGAUUGCAAGAACGACAGAGGAAGCUGUCGUGGCCGACGAGCGGAUGUCUGCCGACAUACAACAACAUUCGUGAAUUCUACUCCGUACCGACAGUCGAUAUGACAACCUGCGGAGUCUUUACAUACGAUGGAGUUUGGCAUACGGCUCCUUGUACCGCCGAUCUAAUUUAUUAUGCUGUUUGUGAAGUUCGUGAACCCGAAUGUCCAAAAGCUCCGGAGCCAGUCAACGGAACAUGUCCCGAUGGAGCCAGCAUUGACUGCGGUGGUCAGUUCUGUUACCGAGUGGAAGUUCCUACACCAACCAAAAAUGUCUCGUACACGUGGAACGAAGCCAAAGCAGCCUGCGUUGCUCUGAACGGAAGCCUGGCGUCAAUACGCAGCGAAGAAGAGAAUAUUUGUUUACAGCGAUGGGUGGAGCACUCGACCGGUGCAUGGAUAGGCCUGGUUGAGAAGCAGGUGGACAGCAGCUGGCCCGGCAGGUACGAAUGGUCGUGGAUGGAUCCGGCCGCGCAGUUUGGAAGCUUCAACAACUGGGGACCGGGUAAACCAAGCGGGAGUGGAUUUGCUCGCGAGCCAUGCGCGGAGAUGGGAAGCGAUGGAAAGUGGUACAAUUACGGUUGCGAUGGAAGGCAUCAGCAUCCCAGGGGAUACAUUUGUGAAACGGAGAAAACAAUAGAAAAAAACGAAACUUGCGGAGAAAGUUCACAUGGCGAUUGGUUUUAUCACCCCCAGUCUGAUUCGUGUUUCCUUGUUUCCCGUUUCGACGUAAACUGGGGCAAUGCGGAAACACUGUGCAAUAGUGCUCAAGCACAUUUAGCAACCGUCGAAGCAGACCAGCAGGACUUUCUUACGACCGUGCUAGGCAAGCAAGCAGGCAACGCUACUCAAUUUUGGAUUGGAUUGCGGCUGCGUGACGUCGCCACGAAUCAGCAUGCAUGGGUCGACGGGUCCACUUCGUACUUCCGCGCAUGGGCGCCCGGUGAGCCCCAUCCUUUUGGUGUGGAGGCUUGUGUGACUAUGGACAGUCGCACUGGCAAAUGGAAGGAUGAAGUGUGCGGAGUGGAUUUUCCGUAUGUUUGUAAAAAGCGCCGAACACCUAUUGUGCCGACUGUGACCCCGACACCACCGGCGAGUUAUGAAACCUGGGGCUGUCCAUGUCCGAACUGUGUACCAUUCAGAGAAAGCUGUUAUUAUUUUUCUGCGGCCCUUACUCAAGCAGGUUGGAACACAGCCCACACCAACUGCAAAUUCAUUUAUCCAAACGAUGAUUUCUCCAAGCAGUCGCAUCUGCUGUCCAUCCACGACAUACUGGAGGAGUCAUUUGUAGUGGCACAAAUGGGAAAAGAUAGAGUCGAUAGGUGGAUGGGAUUAUUCGAAGACUCACAAAAGCAGUCGUUUUUCUACACCGACGACACUCCUCUGGACUAUACUAACUGGGAUUUUAAUGAACCUAUUCCCUAUCCACAGGAACCACUUUGCGUAUACAUCCUUGGCGAAGCUGGAAGAGCGGGACGAUGGAAUGAUCAUUUUUGUCGUACAAGGCUCCCGUACAUCUGCAAAGUAAAAAAAGAUCCUCAGUUUCCUGCGGUUGCGCCAACCCAGAACUGCCCCGCUGGAUUUACCGAUUUCCCCAGCGGUUGCCUCAAAGUGAUCGAACUGCCGGCUGGCAGGCGUACCUGGGAUGAUGGAGUAGCCCUGUGUGGAGAUGGAAAUUCUGGAUCCCGUAUUGCUUCGGUUACUAAUGUUUACGAGAACGCACAAAUCCACGUUCUUUUGGCUGAAAAGGUCAAGUUUGCUAACACUUCCUCCGCGGAGGCGUGGAUAGGAUCGAAAGUGACAUCACGAAGUCUCGGGUGGACGGUCAGCGAAUGUCUGCCUACAUACAACAACAUCCCCGGGUUUUAUUCCCUACCCGAUACCGGUGUGCCAUCGUGCGUUUUCAUGACGUAUGAUGGAGUGUGGCAAACGGGUCAUUGCUCGGCGGCAGCGAAAAAUUACGCGGUCUGCGAAAUCAGAAAUCCGGAAUGUUCGAAGCAUCCGGAACCAGUAAACGGUGUUUGUCCGGAGGGAUUUUCAGUUGACUGCCGUGGUACCUUCUGCUACAAAGUGGAAUUGCCUACCGAAUCGAAAAAUUAUACAUGGUCCGAAGCAAGAGAUGCAUGUACGGCUAUAAAUGGUAGUUUGGCAUCGAUAAGGAGCAUGGAGGAUAAUGCCUGUCUGCAGCAGUAUGUGGAGCAUUCAACGGGAGCUUGGAUCGGUUUGGUGGAAGAACAAAUGGACAUGUGGGGAUCCCGGUAUGAAUGGAAGUGGAUGGAUUCGGAUGUGCCGUUUGGUAGCGUGGCUAACUGGGCAGAAGGCAAACCUGGUGCCAGUUGGCCUCGUGAGACCUGCGCGGAAAUGCGUAACGACGGGAAAUGGGUGAACAUGGCUUGUGAGGUAAAUGCCCAACAUCCCAGAGGCUACAUCUGCGAAACGAGGAAAAUCCCCACAACGGGCACAAGUGACCCUACAACGACCGUCGCAUCGACAACAUCACGCUCUUCGGCACAAACUCUGCCUCCAGGCCCCACUGGUUCGUCCACGGUGACGUCGAUGCGAUCUUCCACAAUGACCACCGGACGAACACCACCAAUAACAUUGCCGGGUAGCACACCAUCAAAAGACCCGAUUGGCGGAGUGGAAACCACUCCGGCCACGCCGUCCCAGGGCAUAUCUGCGGGUGGUCUGGUGGGAAUUGGUGUCGCUAUCGCCUUAAUUGUACCCCUUAUAACCGUACUUGGUUAUCUUGCAUGGAGGAGGAAAACAACCGGACAACCAAUGUUUGGCGGCGCAAAAAGACUCGCCGAUUCGGAACACCAGUCGGUGAUUCAGCACGAAGAACAUGAAAGCUAUACGUGACCUUUGACGCGUGCCAUUUAAGAUUGUAAACUACCGUGGAUUUCUUAAUUUGGAUGUUGUGCAUAUUCUUGAUUUAUUGAAUUGCUACAUUUUUACCAUGUUCUGUAAACAAAAGCUUGAUUCAGAAAGCUUGAUAAAAGAACCCCUGUUGUGUAGAGCAAU
Molecule: messenger RNA, 8282 nt
Organism: Paramacrobiotus metropolitanus
Lineage: Eukaryota; Metazoa; Tardigrada; Eutardigrada; Parachela; Macrobiotidae
Exons: 31
Coding region: 147-8120 (2657 amino acids)
Source: RefSeq, a predicted model, not a curated record